GUGUGCAUUGGGUAAGGUGCCUACUUUAUCAACCAGACUAAGCGCUUUUUCGUCCAUCUGAAGUAAGCCAUGGGUGAAGCAACCGCGAAGUGCGUAGUGAAGAAUGUUGAUAUGUCCGAGGAGAUGCAACAGGAUGCUUUUGCUAUAUCAACCACGGCUUUGCAAGAAUUCAAUAUUGAGAAAGAUAUCGCGGCCUAUAUCAAAAAGGAGUUUGACAAAAAGUAUGGUCCCACUUGGCACUGCAUUGUUGGCCGAAACUAUGGGAGUUAUGUGACCCACGAAACGAAACAUUUUAUCUACUUUUACUCCGGGCAAUUGGCGAUUUUACUGUUCAGAUCAGGUUGACAGUUCUUAUCACUUACGGUGUACAUCGCUCAUGUUUCACCAACAGUUUAUGUUGUAUAUGCCAUGAGUUCAAUGAGUGUACAUAGGUAAAUGCACAUUGACAAAACAUGUUAACUUCUUAAGUUGGUGCAUUUGUGUUGGUAGAUAGAGUUGCGGUAACUUGUCCUUCAAUUUGUCCUUGUCUACUUCACAGACAGUGUACUGGUGUUAAAGUGCACAGAUGCACCACAUGCACA
This is a messenger RNA of Dicrocoelium dendriticum, 581 nucleotides long. NCBI's taxonomy places the organism in Eukaryota, Metazoa, Platyhelminthes, Trematoda, Plagiorchiida, Dicrocoeliidae. The record is from the annotation of a GenBank genome assembly.